Epithele typhae is the source of this 1935-nucleotide messenger RNA. RefSeq lists its product as uncharacterized. The record is from RefSeq and is a predicted model, not a curated record. Bases 1 to 1935 code for a protein of 644 amino acids. Gene Ontology annotation, biological process: termination of RNA polymerase II transcription. Gene Ontology annotation, cellular component: cytoplasm; mRNA cleavage factor complex. Gene Ontology annotation, molecular function: mRNA binding; RNA polymerase II complex binding. The transcript is spliced from 6 exons. Lineage: Eukaryota; Fungi; Basidiomycota; Agaricomycetes; Polyporales; Epitheliaceae.
AUGUCAGCGUACCCUCACGGUUCGUAUACGCAGGUAGCCUACCCGACACAGGGCUACGGCGCCCCCAUCCCCCCACCCCACGCCUUCCACCCGUCUCCCAUGCUGCAACCGGCAUACCACGUCGACCCAAACACUUUUCGUCGUGAUUAUGUCGCGCGGUUGGCUAACCUCAGCAUAAACUCGAGGCCUAUUAUCCAGAGCCUGUCGAUGAUCGCGCAGGAUUACAGUCGUUUUGCCGAAAUUGUCGUUCAAUGUAUCGAGCAACAUAUCCGACGGGUGCCCGCGACGAUGAAGCUGCCAGCCUUUUAUCUGCUAGACGCCAUCUCCAAGAACGUCUAUGAGCCUUACGCCCGCCAUUUCAGAGCCGUCGUCGUCCAUCUCUUCAAGGACACCUAUGAUGUCGUCGACCAGGCAACGCGCAGCAAGAUGGAGGAAAUGCUCCUCACCUGGAGGACGGGUGCUCCCAACGGCCGUGAGCUGUUCGGCGUCGUUCCCCAGAUUGCGAUCGAAGGCCAUAUAUGGGGAUCUACUUCCUCCUCGAGUCAGAACACAGUGCGUCUUUUCCCAUCACGCCGUGGCCGUGGUCCUGACAGACGUCCCCGAAAGUCCGGUCGUGGUGGCUCUGCGUCUACCCAGGCUGUGAUCACUCAAGCCCGCGUGUUGAGUGAGCUCGAAUUCGUCCUCGGACAGAAGGAGCGCGCUCUGCAAUCAAAUCCUUACGACAAAGCGUCUCAAACCCAUGUCGCGGUUCUGCAACAACUACGCACCCUUGUGCAAGCCGGUGUUUCACAGAAGGAACUUGGUGAAAUCCUUGCUCAGCUGCACAACCUCGCGGCAUCGACACCAACACCAACACCGCCCCCGCCGACGCCUCAGCCUUACAUAGCAGGUCCUCCAUACGUGGCUCAACCACCACCUGCUCCGCAGGCUGUAUAUCCAACUCAGCCCACUCAGUCCUCGCUUCCGUCGUUUGAUCCUUCCAGUAUCUCUUUGAUACUCUCUGCCGCGCAGUCGGCACCCGUCCCCUCGACUUCUACCGCAUCGGCUCCUGUCCCCGACAUCACGAAUCUGUUCAACUCACUCGUCAAGGCAGGCGUAGUAUCGUCAGCGACCGGAACACCUACGGGCGCCGGUGCGACCGCAAAUGCGGAAGAUAUCAUCUUGACAGAUUCGGAGGGAGACGCCUCUCAGGCCUACCGGAAGGUGCUAUUUACGCACUCCGUCAAGCUGUCGAACGCUGAUAUCACUCGACACCGUCCUCCCCUCGCAGAACUUUUGUAUGGUCAAAUACCCACUCAAUGCAAGCAAUGCGGCAUUCGACUUCCAGAAGGUUCUAGCGGCAAGAAGGACUUCGACGAACACCUCGACAUGCACUUCCGACAAAACCGUAAAGCAAGUCAAGCCGUCGGAAGAGGCCAUAGCCGUAGUUGGUUCGUUGGCUUGGAGGACUGGGUAUAUGGUGAAUCUCACGACAUUAAGGGCAAGGGUCGGGCGGACGGUCGGUCUACAAGUUCCAGGGCAGCCGUGGCUCAGGAAGCGGCUGAACGUGAAGCGGAACUGCGUGCCAUGGUUGUUAUUGUACCGCAGGGCGACGAGUCGAAAACGAUGUCGUGUCCGAUCUGUAAGGAACACCUGGCGUCAGAGUUCUUGGAGGAGGUCGAGGAAUGGGGCUGGCGCAACGCGGUUAAGAGAGAUGACAAGAUAUACCACGCGACGUGCCACGCAGAGGCGGUAGCGUCGAAGACGACACUAGCUUCUCGUUUGCGGAAUGAGUCUGGAACUCGCAGCCGAUCGACGACGCCUGAGAACCGCCGGACACCUCCCAGACUGAAUGAUUCGAUGAAAUUAGAGCCAGUAUCGCCUUCAAGACUCGCUGGAGUGAAACGCAAAGCUGAGGAUGACCGUUCAGAUUCACCGAAGAGAGUCGCGACAUAG